Messenger RNA from Salvelinus namaycush (lake trout), 2790 nucleotides. Its product is annotated as cytochrome P450 2U1-like. Lineage: Eukaryota; Metazoa; Chordata; Actinopteri; Salmoniformes; Salmonidae. Bases 158 to 1774 code for a protein of 538 amino acids. Gene Ontology annotation, cellular component: cytoplasm; intracellular membrane-bounded organelle. Gene Ontology annotation, molecular function: iron ion binding; heme binding; oxidoreductase activity, acting on paired donors, with incorporation or reduction of molecular oxygen, reduced flavin or flavoprotein as one donor, and incorporation of one atom of oxygen. The transcript is spliced from 6 exons. Gene Ontology annotation, biological process: xenobiotic metabolic process. The record is from RefSeq and is a predicted model, not a curated record.
AUCACCAUGCGUCGUUUGCUUACACAAAUAACAUGGCAGACCCUUCUGAAAACCAUCUUUAAACUUAUACUUAGAAUAUUUUGACGAGUCUAAAUAUUCAACUCGUUUCCAAGGAUUACGAGGUGUUUUUUUGUGCUUUGCAGCCGAUAUAAACCCCAUGGUUAUGGAAUUAUGGCACGAGCUCCUGGGCACUUCUGCGCUGUCCCAUGUCUGCAUUCUGGCCUUGACAGUAUUCGUGGCCGUCUAUUAUCUAAUGCACACAUUUCGCAAACACCAGGAUUUCUCCAAUAUUCCUCCUGGUCCUAAACCAUGGCCAAUAGUUGGAAAUUUUGGCGGGUUUCUGGUUCCCAAUUUCAUCUGGAGGAGGUUUGGAGGCUGGGGAGGGAAGGACGUUCCAAAGUCAAAGACACGAGCUCUAAUUUCGCCUCAAGUUAUUAUCACGGAACAAGCUAAAGUUUACGGUAACAUCUACAGCAUGUGGGUAGGGAGUCAGCUGGUAGUAGUACUGAACGGAUAUGAAGUGGUCAGGGAUGCCCUCUCAAACCGGGCAGAUGUGUUCUCCGACAGACCAGAGAUUCCCACCGUUACCAUCAUGACAAAGCGGAAAGGCAUAGUUUUUGCACCUUAUGGACCAGUAUGGAGAAGGCAGCGCAAGUUCUGCCACACCACGCUGCGGAACUUUGGCCUGGGCAAGUUGAGCCUGGAGCCCUGUAUCCUUGAGGGACUGGCUGUGGUCAAAUCUGAGCUUCUGCGUCUCAGCGAGGAAGAUACUGAGGGUUCAGGAGUGGACCUGACCCCUCUGAUAACUAACUCUGUGUCCAACGUAAUCUCCUACAUCGCCCUGGGCCAGCGCUUCCACCACGCUGACCGGGAGUUUGGCGCCCUGCUGGACCUGAUGGCCCGCGGCCUAGAGAUCAUCGCCAACAGCGCGGCGGUCCUCAUCAAUGUCUUCCCCCUACUCUACUACCUGCCCUUCGGUGUCUUCAGAGAGGUACGGCAAGUGGAAAGGGACAUCACUGCCUUCCUGAAGCAGAUCAUCACCAGACAUAGGGAGACGUUAGACCCAGCCAACCCCAGAGAUCUCAUAGACAUGUACCUGGUAGAGAUGCUGGCCCAGGAGGCCGCUGGGGAGACGGACAGUAGCUUCUCAGAGGACUAUCUAUUCUACAUCAUAGGAGACCUCUUCAUCGCUGGUACUGAUACCACCACCAACACAGUGCUGUGGAUGAUGCUCUACAUGGUCGUGUAUCCAGAUAUCCAAGAGAGGGUGCAGGCGGAGAUCGAUGCAGUGGUGGGCCCAGACAGGGUCCCGUCUCUCACUGAUAAAGGCAGCCUGCCGUUCACGGAGGCCACCAUCAUGGAGGUGCAGAGGAUGACUGUGGUGGUCCCCCUGGCUAUCCCUCACAUGGCCUCAGAGACCACAGAGUUCCGUGGCUAUACGAUCCCUAAGGGCACAGUGAUCAUCCCCAACCUGUGGUCUGUCCAUAGGGAUCCCACUGUGUGGGAGGAGCCAGACGACUUCAACCCCUCUCGUUUCCUAGACGACCAGGGGAAUCUCCUGAGGAAAGAGUGCUUCAUACCGUUUGGAAUAGGACGCAGGGUGUGUAUGGGCGAGCAGCUGGCUAAGAUGGAGCUGUUCCUGAUGUUCACCAGCCUGCUGCAGGCCUUCAGUUUCAGACUGCCCGAGGGGCUGGCCCCUCCUCCCAUGCACGGGCGCUUUGGCCUCACCCUGGCCCCCUGCUCAUACACUGUGACUGUGAGGCCCCGGCGGUGAGGCCACCAGACGAACAACAACCGCUGACACCGUAAUUAAGCCAUAAGGCACAAGAGGAAGUGGUGUAUCAUGAAUACAGUCAUAGGUAAACGGCGUUAGUUGGCCUGAUGCGACAGCAGAGGGCCAGUCAACCCAUUUGUCUGUGACUGUAUUCAUGAUACUGCCUCGUGCCUUAUUGCUUUUAUAAAACUGUUACUAAAAUAACAAUGAAUUACAUAUUUUAAUUAAAACAUUAUUUUGAUAAGUCAAUUCAUACUAUUUAAUUCUUCCACCAGAAGAUAUAGUCCAGACAAAAAUCAGGUUUUUAGUUAUUUUUGUCAUGAUGCUACCGACGCCACCCAGUCUUAAAUAUUUUUUGCAUAGUUGCUAUGCAAAAGUACAGGGAGUCCAUUCUAAACAAAAUGGGUGCAAUGCAGGGGGACCAUGUCUGUUCCCAGGGCCCUAUGUUCCCUCGGCCCAUGUUCCCAGGGCCCUAUGUUCCCUCAGCCUAUGUUCCCAGGGCCCUAUGUUCCCUCAGCCUAUGUUCCCUCAGCCUAUGUUCCCAGGGCCCUAUGUUCCCUCGGCCCAUGUUCCCAGGGCCCUAUGUUCCCUCGGCCCAUGUUCCCAGGGCCCUAUGUUCCCUCAGCCUAUGUUCCCAGGGCCCUAUGUUCCCUCAGCCUAUGUUCCCAGGGCCCUAUGUUCCCUCAGCCUAUGUUCCCAGGGCCCUAUGUUCCCUCAACCAGUUUUUUCCUUCAGCUCUAUCUUCUAAACAAGGCAACAGUAAAUAUUAAAGACAAAAACCUUCUGUUAUGUGAUCAAAUAUUUUACAUAGCUUAUAUUUUUCAAACCCUUUGGUAUUUUGGUGCGUUAAUCCACUGUUACUGAUGGCCAGUAUUCUGUUACAUGUUUUUGAAAUAUGUAUUUCAAUUACUUGAGUAUUUUGUAAUUUGUAUUUCACUGGACUGAAAUAAGUUUAAAAAUCAAAAGUUAUUUUGAUUGUCUAUUGCAUUAUGGCAAUAAAAUAAAUCAAAUGAUGA